AGACUGAUGUUCUUCUCGCCUGUCUCGCCACAAGCAGAGGACAUUCUUUUUUUGUUUACUUUUUAUCUAACAUUUUAAAUCACCAGGACUCCAUACGGAGCUUUUUUUGUAUCCGGCGCAGCCUCAGAGCACCUUGCCAUGAGCAUCACACGGCUGGAGACCUAAACAGUCGGGUCUGGAACAGGGGAAGAUGCCUCAUGGACCGCUCCAUCACCGCCAGUGCGCCAGUUCAGGGCAUCCCAAACGCCGAAUAACAAAGAAAUGCCGAGGUUUAGCGCCAAAUGGAUGGCUGCGGUGGUGCUGAUCCUCCUGGUCAGCGGUGCUUUCUUCUUCUGCGAGUAUCUCAUCUACUACCCGACCAUCCUCAAGUGCGCCUGGCCGAAGAUCAGCCAUGCCCGGGGCGGAGAGGGCAUCGACGGCCGGCCGAUUGACUCAACGGUCCGCGCUAUGGUGCUAUCGGACACCCACCUGCUCGGAGCCGUCGGGGGACAUUGGUUCGACAAGCUGAGGAGGGAAUGGCAGAUGGAGAGGGCUUUCCAGACCGCUUUGUGGCUGCUUAAGCCCGAAAUAGUGUUUAUUCUCGGGGAUAUCUUCGACGAAGGCAAGUGGAGCUCGCAGAAGCACUGGGAGGAUGACGUGCGCCGCUUCCACAGGAUGUUUAGACACUCCACUGACACAGAACUGGUUGUCCUGGUUGGAAAUCAUGACAUUGGUUUCCAUUAUGAGAUGGACUGGUUUAAGCUGCAGCGCUUCGAGAAGGUUUUCAAUGCUUCCUCCACCAGGAUUGUCACCAAAAAGGGAGUCAACUUUCUGCUGGUGAACAGCGUGGCCCUGCAUGGCGACGGCUGUCCCAUCUGCCAGUCGGUGGAGAAGGAGCUGCUCAAACUCUCCAGAGACCUCAACUGUUCUCUUCAGAACUCGCAGUCGGGCAGCGGAGUGACGGACAGCUGUGAAGGCUCACAGCUCUAUCCCCCCACACCCCCCGUCAUGUUACAGCACUAUCCUCUGUACAGAGUGAGCGACGCCAGCUGUACAGGACUAGAUGCUGCACCGCCUGAAGAGCGACACCUGCUGUUCAGAGAGAAGUAUGACGUGUUGUCUAAGGAGGCCUCACAGCGGCUGCUGCAGUGGUUUAAGCCCCGCCUCAUCCUGAGUGGACACACCCACAGCGGAUGUGAGGUUCUCCAUGACAACAAGUACCCAGAAAUCAGCGUGCCGUCCUUCAGCUGGAGGAACAGAAACAACCCCAGCUUCAUCUUGGCGUCGGUGUCACCCGGCAGUUACGCUCUGUCCAAGUGUUUCCUGCCAGAGGAGAGCACGGUGAUCAGCGUUUACUGCUCGGCCGGCGCCUGCAUGCUGCUGCUGUUCCUGGCUCACUGUCUGUGGAUGAAAGGCCUGCUGCAGUGCCUCAGCCUAUGCCUGCUGGGGAAGCACAAGUCUCUGUGAACUACGUUACCCAGAGCACACCAGGACAAAUCCAGGAGAGUAGAGAUCAAUGGACUUGGUAAAUACUUGAUGUGAGGAUUUGCAAAUGUGACGUUCCUCUUCUGAACGGGUUAAAAAUUUGUUCGUACAACCUUGAUUUGUUUGUCCAAAUAUUUUUAAAGACA
Molecule: messenger RNA, 1610 nt
Organism: Etheostoma cragini (Arkansas darter)
Lineage: Eukaryota; Metazoa; Chordata; Actinopteri; Perciformes; Percidae
Gene: mppe1
Product: metallophosphoesterase 1
Exons: 9
Coding region: 262-1446 (394 amino acids)
Biological process (GO): GPI anchor biosynthetic process; endoplasmic reticulum to Golgi vesicle-mediated transport
Cellular component (GO): endoplasmic reticulum-Golgi intermediate compartment
Molecular function (GO): phosphoric diester hydrolase activity
Source: RefSeq, a predicted model, not a curated record